AUGGAAAUUAGGUUACUGGAAGGCUACCGGAAAAUAUAUGUCCGUCACAUCCCUUAUGUGAUGAAGCGCUGCGGUAUAACAUUAUCCCCAGGGCUCCAGGUCCGAGCUGUUAACCGUCGUGGUAAAGGAGGCUUAGAUAAAUUUCACUUUAUGGUCGUUGUUGGUAGGAUUGAGUGCCGCGGCGUGGCUCUCUUCGCACCAAUUCCCUCGUUGGCACUUUGUCCAGGUUGGCUGAUGGCGCUGGCACUGCGGCUCUGGGGCCCGGGAUUGGUGAUCGACUGGCUGGAGGACACCGGGUCUCUGCUGCCCAUUCUUGAGGAGUCCGCGCCACCGGCCUUACCUAUCCGAUAUGAUGACGAAGGAGGAGGAGGAGGAGGAGGAGGAGGAAUAGGAGGAGGAGGCGCGUGGGCCGAAGGAGGUGCAGAGACUGUGCAUCUUCCCGGCGGUUGCACGAUCUCCGACGCGCAAUAUAGCCAGUUGCAGGAUUUCAUGAAGACGCCGAGUAUUGAGAAUUGCAUGUGCAACAAAGGCGAGGUUGUCUGUGCUGUGAAGCUGUUCAAGACCUAGUACAGCGCUGAGAUUUUUCUGCAGAGGCGAUAGUGUGCAAUAUUUCUAAAUUCUUUUUAUGUUGUAGGUUUUCAUUAUUGUCAUUAUUGCUAUUAUUUCCGUCAUCGGUAUUGGUUGUAGUUAUAUGAUUCAUUAUUGUUAUUAUUAUUGUUUUGCUUCAUUAUUGACAGAAUUAUUAUUGUCACUAUUAUCAUUAUUCUUAUUGAUAUUCUUAUUAAUUAUUAUGAAAUCUCAUAUACAUGAUGCUUGAUGGUUUACAAUGAUUUAGUUCUGUAAAGGUCAGACCACUGCUAUUGUAUAUUAGAUGAACACCUAAUGUUUGUUUCUUGCAAUGACUGACGAGAAAAAGGUAUGGAUGGAAAUCGAUAAUUCCAGAAUGCAAUAUUAUAUACAAUCACAAUUUACGCGAUAAUGUAAAAUCAAAAUAUUAAUUAGAUUUCUUACAUUGUGGAAUUAUUUAUUCUGAUCUGUACUUUUUUUUUUUUUUUUAGAUUUGUCACAAUGGACGCUUUUCAAGGAUUUAAGUCAUGUUGUUGUAUAUUAGGAACAAGUGACGAGCGAGAUGCCUCGAGAAAAAAAAAAAAAAACAUUUUAACCCAGCGA
Messenger RNA from Penaeus indicus, 1170 nucleotides. RefSeq lists its product as uncharacterized. The record is from RefSeq and is a predicted model, not a curated record. The transcript is spliced from 6 exons. The coding region runs from base 1 to 567 and encodes 188 amino acids. Lineage: Eukaryota; Metazoa; Arthropoda; Malacostraca; Decapoda; Penaeidae.